AUGAAGGCAGAAAAGAAACACCGUGGGAGAAGCAGAGAGCACCCAGCGCCAGAUGGGAGGAAGGAGAGGGUGGAGCACAGCCGGAGAGCCGGCCGAGAGAGGCAGGAGACUAUCCGCAGGGAAAGCAAACGGGAGACCAAGAGCACCCUUGAAGCAAACAACCAAAUCCACACGUCCACCGUGGUGGAUGUGGAUGAGGUGGUGUCCCUCGAGGAGGAAAUGGAGAUGAUGGCCCUGCUUGAGGGUGAAAGACAGGAGGAAGGUAUAAAGACCCCAGGCCUGGGCGUUUGUGAAUGGACUCUGGUUGUCCUCUGUCUCCUCUUCCUCAUAGUCACAUUCCCCGUUUCCAUUUGGUUCUGCAUGAAGAUUGUACGGGAGUACGAGCGAGCCAUCUUGUUUCGCUUUGGGCGCAUCCUCCGUGGAAGACCCCGUGGGCCUGGGUUGUUCUUCCUCCUUCCCUGUUUGGACACCUACCACAAAAUAGACAUUCGCCUCAAAAUCUUGGAGAUUCCCUUCUACGAGGUCAUAACCAAGGACAUGGUGAGUCUUAAAAUAGACGCCAUCUGCUACUACAGGAUGGAGAACGCCACGUUGCUCGUGACCACCGUCGCCAGCCUGUCCAGCGCGGUCCAGUUGCUAGUACAGGUCAUCUCAAAACGGCUGCUGGCACAUCGGUCUCUCGCCGACAUCCUGACGGAAAGGAAGAGCAUUGGCCAAGAGAUCAAGGUGGCUGUGGAUGCCAUCAGCUGCCAGUGGGGAGUCAAGGUGGAGCGGACAGAAAUUAAAGAUAUACGGCUUCCGGCUGAACUUCAGGAGUCACUGGCUGCAGAAGCAGAAGCCCAGAGACAGGCUAAAGUGAGGGUGAUAGCUGCCGAAGGAGAAAAGGCUGCCUCUGAAUCCCUGAAGAUGGCAGCUGAGCUCCUGGCCCACACUCCUGCCGGCAUCCCGCUCCGGUACCUUCACACGCUGCAGAGCAUGUUAGCAGAAAAACCUCCUGCCUUUAUUCUCCCGUUACCCUUUGAUCUCCUGAACCUCUCGUCUGCAGUAAACGUGAAAUCCACAGGGCGCAAUCUUUCUUCAGAUACCCCCAACCACCCCGAUGUUUCAAAGGACAAAGAUUCCCCAAUGCUAUAG
Varanus komodoensis (Komodo dragon) is the source of this 1134-nucleotide messenger RNA. RefSeq names its product NPHS2 stomatin family member, podocin (gene NPHS2). Lineage: Eukaryota; Metazoa; Chordata; Lepidosauria; Squamata; Varanidae. Gene Ontology annotation, cellular component: plasma membrane. The record is from RefSeq and is a predicted model, not a curated record. Bases 1 to 1134 code for a protein of 377 amino acids. The transcript has 8 exons.